AUUAAGGAAACCAAAAAGAAAAAAGAAAAAAAAAAAAAGAUAAUUCAAUAUUCGAGAGCUGGCGAUUUAGCUCUCAUCCCUUUCUUCUCCUUCCUUGAACCUCGUAGUUGUCUUCGCCGAGAUUUUGACGUUUCCUUUUAUUCGCCAUUACUCUACCUUCUUAGAGAUCUCUAAUAUCCCCCGAGAUCGGUGUCUUCGAAUGCACUAUCGUCUUUGAAACGACGACGUUUGCAGCUGAGGUGGGACUUGAGCUUUCUUAGAAUGAACUGAGUUCUGUGGUUUAAGUUCAAUACUUUGGGAGAGCUGAAAGGUUUGAGAUGGGGAUUUUCGAUGGAUUGCCCAUUCCACCUAAUAAAGAGUUUUUAAGGGAAGAGCUUAAAAGAAUAGAUGAGAGUUGGGCAGCUGCACGGUUUGAUUCAUUACCUCAUGUUGUCCACAUCUUGACAUCGAAAGAUCGUGAAGGUGAAGUCCAAAUUUUAAAGGAGCAAAGUGAUAUAGUUGAGGAGGUUGUGGAUGAAGUUGUUCAGUCUUAUCACAGUGGAUUCAACAAAGCAAUUCAAAAUUAUUCUCAGAUCUUGCGGUUAUUCAGUGAGUCUACUGAAAGCAUUGGUGUCUUAAAGGUUGACUUGGCUGAAGCAAAGAAACGUCUUGGUGUUCGCAAUAAACAGUUGCAUCAAUUGUGGUAUCGAUCUGUUACAUUGAGACACAUAAUCUCACUGUUAGAUCAAAUUGAGGGCAUAGCUCAGGUUCCUGCUCGUAUUGAGAAGCUAAUUGCAGAAAAGCAGCUUUAUGCUGCAAUUCAAUUGCUUGUUCAGUCUGCUUUGAUGCUUGAGAGAGAGGGGCUCCAAACGGUUGGUGCUCUCCAAGACAUUCGUUCUGAACUGACAAAAUUGCGAGGUGUAGUCUUUUAUAAAAUUUUGGAGGAUUUGCAUGCUCAUCUUUAUAAUAAGGGCCAGUACAGCUCAGUUGCUUCCAGCAUUAAUGACAAAGAUGAUGAAGUACCAACCACUACAGCUGUCACAUUCACAGCUAAUGGUUCACAACCCCUGUCUCGAAGAACCAGGUUGCUGAAAGGUGAAAAUCAAUUUGGUGGUAACGGACUUGUAGAUGGACCAUAUAGGUCAGGUUCCAUUGAUGGAGGUUCAUCAUUUGAUGGUCAUGAUGCGGAGGGCUCUGUGGAGCUGCCUGAUGGCAAUGAUAGCAACAAAGUUGUAUCUCGUCAAAUUCCACUGUGGCUUUCAAAUGCCAUUCCAGAUGAAUUUCUCGAAUUGAUGAAAAAGAGUGAUGCUCCACUACAUGUGAAGUAUUUGCAGACCAUGGUCGAGUGCCUCUUCAUGCUUCACAAAGUUGCUGAAGCUGGUGCUAUCAUAUGCCAGCAGCUUCGACCCACAAUCCAUGAUAUUAUCACAUCCAAGAUUAAAGCUCAUUUAGACCUCAUUAAUUCUUCAAGGUCUAGUAUAGGUCAGUGUGUCCUAACUGGUACCAACAGUCUUCACUUUGUGAAGGGACAGUUGGAGAGCUACCAGUUGAGGAAACAGAAGAAUCAGAAUGCAAUAUCACUGGCUGGAACUCUGUUGGCAGUAAGCCCUGUCUCCCCUGUGAUGGCUCCCACAGGAAAGGCACAGGCUGCUGCAAAAGAGCUUCUGGAUUCAAUUUUGGAAACCAUGGUUCAGAUUUUUGAGAACCAUGUUGUCAUUGGAGAACUAAUUGAGUCAAAAUCUUCCCAACAAAGUGAUAUGAGCAUGCCAAAUUCAGGGCCUAAUAUAAAUUGGAAUGUUGAUUCUGAAGCAUCUCAAGUUACUGGAGGCUACAGCAUUGGCUUUUCCUUGACAGUGUUACAGAGUGAAUGCCAACAACUCAUAUGUGAGAUUCUUAGAGCAACUCCUGAGGCUGCAUCUGCAGAUGCUGCUGUACAAACAGCUAGGCUUGCAAGCAAGGUCCCUUCUAAGGAAAAAAGAGAUGGGGCGGAAGAUGCUCUCACCUUUGCGUUUCGUUUCACAGAUGCUACCAUAUCAAUACCUAACCAGGGGGUUGAUCUUAUUCGUCAAGGAUGGAGUAGAAGGGGUCCCAAUGCUCUACAAGAAGGCUAUGGGUCUGCUUCUGUCUUGCCUGAGCAAGGCAUAUAUUUAGCAGCAUCUAUGUACAGGCCUGUUCUCCAGUUUACGGAUAAGGUUGCAUCAUUGCUGCCAAAGAAGUAUUCCCAGCUUGGGAAUGAUGGAUUGCUAACCUUUGUGGAGAACUUUGUGAAGGACCACUUUUUGCCAACUAUGUUUGUAGACUACCGGAAAGGAGUCCAGCAAGCUAUAUCAAGUCCAGCUGCAUUUCGACCACGAGCGCAUAAUUCUGCUUCAUAUAGUACAUUGAUAGAAAAGGGUCGACCUGUUUUACAGGGACUUUUGGCUAUUGAUUUCUUAGCAAAAGAGGUGCUUGGUUGGGCUCAAGCAGUGCCUAAAUUUGCUGCUGAGGUUGUGACAUAUGUGCAAACUUUCCUUGAGCGAACAUAUGAAAGAUGCCGAACUUCAUACAUGGAGGCAGUUCUUGAGAAGCAGAGUUACAUGGUUAUUGGAAGGCAUGAUAUUGAGAAAUUGAUGCGACUUGAUCCAGCAAGUACAUGUCUACCAAAUGCAAGUGGUCAGUUAAAUUUGGGAAAUAUCGCCUCUGAUGCUGAAAGUAUUGAGGUUGAACUAAGUGAACUACUCUUGAAUUUGCGACCUAUCAGGCAGGAGAAUCUAAUCCGUGAUGAUAAUAAACUUAUUUUGCUUGCAUCCUUGAGUGAUUCUUUGGAGUAUGUUGCAGAGUCAAUUGAAAGGCUUCGAGAAACAAUCCCAAAAGCAUCAAAUCCAGUGGAAGAGAGUGGUAAACAUCGGCAUACCCAAGCAAUCACUGGACCAACUAAGGAUCUGGCAUCAUUUGCAGACGAGUAUAGGAAACUAGCAGUUGAUUGCCUAAAGGUUCUACGUGUAGAGAUGCAGCUGGAGACAAUUUUCCAUAUGCAGGAAAUGGUAACCAGGGAAUACACAGAUGAUCUAGAUGCAGAAGAGCCAGAUGACUUCAUUAUUUCACUUACUGCACAGAUAACACGUAGGGAUGAGGAAAUGGCACCUUUUGUUGCGGGCUUGAAGCGAAAUUACAUAUUUGGUGGAAUAUGUAGCAUUGCAGAAAAUGCAUCUAUCAAGGCCUUGGCUGAGAUGAAAUCCAUCAGUCUAUUUGGGGUUCAGCAGAUAUGUAGGAACUCAAUUGCACUUGAACAGGCCCUUGCUGCUAUCCCCUCGAUUGACAGUGAAACUGUACAGCAGAGAUUAGAUCGUGUCCGUACCUAUUAUGAGCUUUUGAACAUGCCAUUUGAGGCAUUGCUUGCCUUCAUCACGGAGCAUGAGCGCUUGUUUACGCCUGCAGAGUAUGCUAAUCUCCUCAAGGUCAAUGUCCCAGGAAGGGAGAUUCCUCCUUAUGCACAAGAUCGAGUAGCAGAGAUCUUGUCCCACUAGUAUUCCAACGUCAAUUUUCUUAUCUUCCAAAAACCCAUUCUUGUGAAUUGUGAUUGCUUAUCUUCUAGAAUGACAUGUGAUGUGGUGCUGGAAGUUGCUGCUUGACAUGAACCACCAGGGGGUCAAUUUUUGUCAAAUAUCAUGAGUAUGAGUAAUUCUAUUUCAUUUGUAAUUAUAAUUUAUUCUUUGUGUAGUGCCAAGUUUUUUGGGUUGUGCUUAUGAGCUUUGUUUUAGUGUUGGGUAACAAAUCACAACUAAUGGAAAAUCAAUAUGAGCUUUUUGU
Messenger RNA from Rubroshorea leprosula, 3768 nucleotides. The record is from the annotation of a GenBank genome assembly. NCBI's taxonomy places the organism in Eukaryota, Viridiplantae, Streptophyta, Magnoliopsida, Malvales, Dipterocarpaceae.